Molecule: messenger RNA, 1570 nt
Organism: Pan troglodytes (chimpanzee)
Lineage: Eukaryota; Metazoa; Chordata; Mammalia; Primates; Hominidae
Product: MAM and LDL-receptor class A domain-containing protein 1-like
Exons: 12
Coding region: 1-1524 (507 amino acids)
Cellular component (GO): membrane
Molecular function (GO): protein binding
Source: RefSeq, a predicted model, not a curated record
AUGGUUGAUGGAAUUUUACUGUGUCAAGAAGCAUUGAAUGCUGAGCGGGAGCUAUGUCAUCCAGAUACAGAUCUCUGCAGAUUUGAUGCUACAGAUGAAGAGUUGAGAUUGUGUCAGGCCUGUGGGUUUGAAUUUGACAUGUGUGAGUGGACGUCAGAAGCAUCUGCUGGCCAAAUUUCCUGGAUGCGCACAAAAGCAAGAGAGAUCCCUGCAUUCGAAUCCACACCUCAGCAGGAUCAAGGAGGUGAUGAUGAAGGUUAUUAUGUAUGGGUAGGCGCUAAGCAUGCUUUCACUUUUAACCAUUUAGACAGCAGGGCUUACCUAAAUAGCUCUGUGUGUCAUUGCCUGUGCAAGAGCUGUCAUCUUCAAUUCUAUUAUGCAAUGGAAAGCAGUGUCCUGAGAGUAAGACUGUAUAAUAAUAAGAUGCGAUCAAAAGUAGUGAAACUCAACAACAUUGACUUUGGUACCCUUGAUUUCUUCACUGGAAGAGAAAAGCAUAGACUGGCAUCUCUAAGAGAUAGAGUGUUAAUAAAUAUGUUAAAUAUUUUUCUUGAAAGCUUUUUCAAUUUGACUACCAAGACUUCAGAUUUCCUAGUACCUUAUAUCAUACAGGAAGAAGAAAUAUUUUGGACAUACAACAUAUCAACUCACAGCCAAUGGGUGAAAGCAGAUGUGUUAAUACCAGAAGAUCUGAAGACACUUAAGAGCCAGAGAAGUUUUAUUGCCCUUGAUCACCUCUGGGUCUAUGUCUGUGGACAGACCCAAUCCAGAAAGCUUUGCUCUGCAGACGAAUUCCCUUGCACUAGUGGCCAGUGCAUCGCCAAAGAAUCUGUCUGUGACUCUCGGCAGGACUGCUCCGAUGAGAGUGAUGAAGACCCAGCAACUUGCUCAAAGCAUCUCGCCUGUGACUUUGAGUCCGGUUUCUGCGGUUGGGAGCCAUUUCUCACAGAAGAUUCACACUGGAAGCUGAUGAAAGGAUUGAAUAAUGGAGAGCACCACUUUCCUGCAGCUGAUCACACAGCAAACAUAAAUCAUGGAUCGUUUAUUUAUUUGGAGGCACAGCGCUCCCCCGGGGUGGCCAAGCUUGGAAGUCCUGUUCUUACAAAAUUGCUCACUGCCUCUACCCCAUGUCAGGUGCAGUUUUGGUAUCAUUUGUCUCAACAUUCAAAUCUCUCAGUUUUUACAAGAACGUCUCUAGAUGGAAACUUGCAAAAGCAAGGCAAAAUAAUCAGAUUCUCCGAAUCUCAGUGGAGCCACGCAAAAAUUGAUCUCAUUGCAGAAGCGGGAGAAUCUACUCUACCUUUUCAGUUAAUUUUGGAAGCUACUGUUUUGUCAUCAAAUGCUACCGUUGCUCUAGAUGACAUCAGUGUGUCCCAGGAAUGUGAAAUUUCCUAUAAAUCACUACCAAGGAGCAGCACACAAAGCAAGUGUAAGUUUUCCCUUGUCGUUGUUGCUGUUUUAAACAUUGAAUUAAGCUCUUCUCAGUAUCAAAAUAUAAAAUGUAUUAGAGUCACGAAUACCUAAUACAGGGUGUGGAUUAUAUCACCUGUUCUUGAAACCUAAAAAAUAU